AUGGCCGAGAGUCCAAGCAUUUCCGUGAAGAAAGCGCCUGCCGAUGCAAUGCUUGUGACUUUUUUCCUGAAGGACGAGGUAAAAGAUUGGGCAAUUGUGGACGAGGUUGAUAAUGAGGUGGAGGAACGAGGAACGAGAAAAGGGGCCACUGAGUGGGCUGCGAAGCGAUGGUGUUUUUAUGGAAAAUGGGUUGUUGGAGGAAAGGUGUUCGGGCCCCGAGGAGGAAGUAAUAGAUGGGGCAACACUGAUAAAGAAGUAGAGGAAUGGGGAAGGGGGGUGUUAAGUCGACUGCGAAGCAAUGGUGCUUUCAUGGAAAACGCGUCAUCAUCGUCGGAAGGGUUCGAAGGUUACAAAACCCAUCCUUCGAAGAGGAAACCGACGGAGGCUAGUUCAGGAUAUAAGGGAGGAUCGAUGAUCACAGGGCCUAGCGAAGUCGAACUGAAAAACCGAAAUGGUAUCCGCGUUAUUGAAAGAGUCUCUGGCAAUUGCUCGAACAGCAAGGCUCGCAGAUACCACUCACCGCCAACAGAAUCCACUUUCACCCGCAUUCCGGGAGCCAGUAACGCUGCCGGGGGUUCCGGUAGCCUGGUUGUCGUUGCAGUAGAGAUGUGGGCCGAACCUUCGUCCUCCGGAGGAAUCAACGCAGGAAGGUCCAUGUCCCCAGAUAGAAGAAAUCGGAGGCGGAAGAUGAUGACUUGGAAAUAG
Messenger RNA from Cantharellus anzutake, 705 nucleotides. RefSeq lists its product as uncharacterized. The transcript is spliced from 3 exons. Lineage: Eukaryota; Fungi; Basidiomycota; Agaricomycetes; Cantharellales; Hydnaceae. Bases 1 to 705 code for a protein of 234 amino acids. The record is from RefSeq and is a predicted model, not a curated record.